AUGAAAGAACUCCUGGUAGUUGUUGCCGUAUUCGCACUCAGUUACGCUCAGGAUGGCGGCAACAAAUGUAACUACCCAGCCACUGGCAGCGAAACGCUGCAGAAUGCUGUACCAAUCAAGACGUUCCACACUUCCGGAUUGGAUUUUGUCAGGCCAGCGUGGUGCAUUACCCACUGCAAGGAUAGGAAAUCGAUCAAGGCCGCCAUGGAUUUCCAGGCAGCCGACAGUGCUCGUAAGUUAACUCCAUUUCUGCCUCAAGAAGCCACCUUCAAAGUGCAGAGCUACAGUAUGCCAGGCGAGAAACGUGUGGUUGAAGCCUACACAAAGGAAGGACAGAGAGCCGACGACGAUGAUUUCUGUGUGGAUCCUGACGUUUCUGCAAUAGCUGAUCAGGUCUUCCAGCAAUAUACUGAUGUGGAAACCAUCGCCGAAGCGCUCAACUACAUGGUUAACAAAACCGGAUGGGCCUAUUUAGUUUAUGAGAUGGGACCACCUCCAUCGGUGGUUUCCACGUGGAACUUACACCAGGACCCAAAUUUCUGCAUGAAGAGCUAUUAUACGCAAGAUAGUAACGGAAAUACGAGAGAUUACGACAUGUUCGCUGGCUUGGUGAAAAACUAA
Molecule: messenger RNA, 621 nt
Organism: Cooperia oncophora
Lineage: Eukaryota; Metazoa; Nematoda; Chromadorea; Rhabditida; Trichostrongylidae
Source: the annotation of a GenBank genome assembly